GGCGUCGCACUGAAAGGAGCUGGGCGUUCCAUUCGGUUAGGAGCAGAAGUUGAACAGCGCGAGCCGAGACAGAGCUCUAGAAAGGCAGAUAGGGAGAGGGCAGAGGCAACGGCCCUCUACUGGAGGGGGGGGGGGCUUAUUAUAACAAAUAUAUACACACAUGUGUGAACUGUUGGGCUGCACGAUAGGUCAUAUGUGGAUAAUAGUUAUUUUAGAAAAGCAUAUAACCGCGGCUUUACAUUUAAAAUGCCUAUUUUACUUUUCCUGUUAGACACGUCCGCCUCUAUGAAUCAGCGCACUUAUUUGGGUACGACGUAUCUGGACGUUGCUAAAGGCGCGGUUGAGGUCUUUAUGAAGCUGCGUGCCCGAGACCCGGCUAGUAGAGGCGACAGGUACAUGCUAGUUACAUUCGAUGAUCCACCAUACGGAGUGAAGGCCGGCUGGAAGGAGAACCAUGCCACUUUCAUGUGCGAGCUGAAGAAUCUGCAGGCGUCCGGGCUCACAACAUUAGGACACGCUCUUCGCACCGCCUUCGACCUGCUUAACCUCAACCGCCUCAUCUCGGGAAUCGACAACUACGGGCAGGGCCGCAACCCAUUCUUCCUUGAGCCAUCUGUGAUCAUCACCAUCACUGAUGGGAACAAGCUCACGCACAGCUCGGGAGUGCCAGAUGAGCUGCACCUGCCUCUGAAUUCUCCCUUGGCUGGCAGCGAGCUGACCAAAGAGCCUUUUCGCUGGGACCAGCGUCUGUUUGCAUUGGUACUGAGGCUGCCAGGAGCAGCUACACCAGAUAAUGAGCAACUUGGUAGUGUCCCCACGGAUGAGUCUGCAAUCACCCAGAUGUGUGAAGUUACUGGAGGGCGAUCAUAUUGCGUGCGAACACAGAGGAUGUUGAACCAGUGUCUGGAGUCUCUGGUCCAAAAGGUUCAAAGCGGUGUUGUCAUUAAUUUUGAAAAAAACGGGCCAGAUCCGCCUCCAAUUGGGGAAGAUAAUUCUGUGGACUCAAAUCGGCCUGUGUCAUCCUUCGGCCCACAGCCAUGGCACAGCUGCCACAAACUCAUCUAUGUGCGACCAAACCCAAAGACUGGGGUGCCAGUCGGGCAUUGGCCCAUACCAGAGUCCUUCUGGCCGGACCAGAACUCUCCAACCCUACCACCUCGCACUGCUCACCCCGUGGUGCGUUUCUCUUGCGUGGACUGUGAACCCAUGGUGAUCGACAAGCUUCCCUUUGACAAGUAUGAACUGGAGCCCUCUCCGCUCACCCAGUACAUCCUGGAAAGGAAGUCCCCACACAUGUGCUGGCAGGUGUUUGUCAGCAGCAGCGGGAAGCAGAAUGACCUGGGGCAUCCUUUUGGCUACCUUAAAGCCAGCACCACUCUCACUUGUGUUAAUCUGUUUGUUAUGCCGUACAACUACCCAGUCCUUCUCCCACUCCUCGACGAUUUUUUCAAAGUGCACAAACUAAAACCAAACCUUAAGUGGCGACAGGCCUUUGAGAUGUACCUGAAGACGAUGCCGCCAUACUACCUCUUGCCCUUGAAAAAGGCACUGAGGAUGAUGGGUGCACCUAACCUUAUCGCGGACACCAUGGACUGUGGACUGAGUUACAGCGUCAUUUCUUACCUGAAGAAGCUCAGCCAGCAGGCAAAAAUGGAGUCGGAUCGUCUGAUUGUGUCGGUGGGGAAAAAGGCUCCGCAGGAAACUGGCAUAAAGGUGAAGAACCACUCCAGCUCGCUUUCUCUAGCCCACCGGCGAGACUUUAAGCAGCUGCUGCAGGGAAUCACGGGGGAGGGGCCCCUUCGCCUGCCGGACAUUAAUUUCAAAGAGUUUGCCGGUUUCCAGAUCGUCCUGCUCAACAAGGAUGUAAAGCCUCAAGCUUAUCGGAAUGCCUACGACAUCCCAAGACGGAACCUCCUGGAUCAGCUCACACGAAUGCGCUCCAAUUUGCUGCGGACGUCACUAAAACUGAUCCGAGGGCAAGAUGAAGAUUCCCUGCACAGUAUUCCAGUGGCUCAGAUGGGAAACUAUCAGGAGUACCUAAAAAUGAUGCCGUCCCCUUUGAGAGAGAUUGAUCCCGAUCAGCCUAAACGGCUGCACACAUUUGGGAAUCCUUUCAAGCAGGAUAAGAAGGGGAUGAUGAUCGAUGAGGCGGAUGAGUUUGUAGCAGGCCCUCAAAAUAAGAAGAGAGGAAAUUCCAGUGACUCCAAUUCGGGAGCUACUGUGAAGAGAAGGCGGAACAUGUCACCGUUGCUGCGGCGGCCGCAGACCCCAUCAGGGAACACCAACCAUGUGGUGAUUGGGAAGAACCUAGCAGGGAUUCAGGGGCAGCAGAACCUCCUCAAACCGGGUCCACAGAACAAAGGAGUGGAUAGCAUGGUGGUCACAGAGAGUAAUGGCGACAGCGCUCUCGGGCUCGACUCUGGGGAAAUCUGGCCUGCAGAGAUGGAAACUGAGGCAGGGAAUACAUCCUCACCGAGUUUAGAGGAGAACGUUGGGACAGGAGCAGCAGUUCGCGGGGAGGACCUUGGCACGAUGGAGGAGAGGCUGGUGGAAGAUCAUCUAAACGAGCAGCCGCUGGAGGAGAAGCACAACUGUGAACGCCUGAGUCCACAGAGCCAGCUGGAUGGCGCUGACGCUGAGCCGGCAGUGCCUGAGAUCAUUUUCAUAGCUCCACUAGACGGCAACCUGGCAGAGCUGCGGACGCGGGUCAUCAAGGAGGUCCGCAAACCCGGACGAACUUUUGUUGACAGAUACAGUGAAGAAAUGACAGGAAGGGACAGCAAAGACAGAGAGGCAGGGGAAGACACGUGGCAAAUCACUGAGCUAAACCGGCGCCCGAUCACAGAGGAUUUAUUGAACUUGAAAUCAUUGUCCUUUCAACAGCGAAUUUCUUUGCAUUAUACUUCACUUUAUCAGGAAGUUGGUACACUGAAAGGCGAGCGCAUCGUAGCCAAACACAGCAGCAUUCGUCCCAUAAUGUUUAAAUCUUGCCACAGUGAGACUUCUUUAGCUGUUUACAUUUAAUACUUAUUAAUCUAAGGUAAUCUACGGUUCGUAUUCAUCAUCUGAUUAUGAGUUCCAGCACAAGCUGAUUUCUAGUCAUCUGAUGAGAUUUCAGGGUCCUGAUUUUCAUCCCCAUGCAUUUAGUUUUUCAUGUGAACUCCCAGAUGAAGAUGCUCUAAAAAGGUAAUUAGACUGAGUGAUGCACUUUCUAAAACAGUCUUUGGUCAUUGUUGGUGGGGGAAUUAUGCUGCUGUGCCUUUAAAAUGUUCUUUUAAGAUAAAAUGUUUCCCUUUAGUUCAAAGUUCGGAUGAAACGGAUGUUAAACCUCUUCAAACACAUGAAAACUCUUUUCUCCUUGGGCGUCUGUUAGAGUUAUUGUCAGAUGUCGUCUUUAUGGGGGUAAAGUUAAAGGUCGAAGCUUGAUUGUCCUUAAUGCUUGAUCAUAUCACACUUUCACAAGUUUUAAAAUUGGAUUAGUUUUCUGAUUUUUAGCUUUUUUUCAUUACAUCAGAGAACAGGUAGCUGUAGCCCAUUUACAGUCUAUGUGCACCCAGUGAGGAACACUGCAGUAUUUUUAAAAAAAAAUAAAACAUAAUGGAUCUGUCAGCUGUGCGGCCAGUAAUACAACAUUAACAAUAUGUUUACACAUUUUUAAAAACUUUUUUUCAUAUAAAUCCCAAAUUGUUUUUGAUUUCUCAGCUAAAUCAGUCAGAGGUGGCAGAGAAAUGUCAAAUACUGAUUCAUUUUAUUUCUAAUUUGGGGACGUACUGGGAACAUUUGAACC
Maylandia zebra (zebra mbuna) is the source of this 3787-nucleotide messenger RNA. The record is from RefSeq and is a predicted model, not a curated record. NCBI's taxonomy places the organism in Eukaryota, Metazoa, Chordata, Actinopteri, Cichliformes, Cichlidae.